GCGGCUUGGAGUGUGCUGACAUUUGGGCUCGCCAGCUGAGCCAUGAGCCUCUGCAGCGUGCAGGUAGUCUGCUGCCGCCCCGCACCGCUCCUUCCACUGGCCUCGUCCCAGCGGCGCAGGACUGAGAGGAGGUGUUAAAGUGAAUGGAGCCCGACGCCGAUCGCCUCCAGAGUCGCCGCGGCCGCUGCAGGAGGGGAAAGAAAACCUGACGGACUGGGGAUCACCCCGGGGACUGUCGGAGGAGCUCGAGUUUCUCACGUCAAACUUCCCGUUAUAGUGACCUUUCUGCGCGCCGAAGUGGGAGGACACCUACGAAGUGUAAUGCUGAAAUAUGAGAGAACGGAACCGGGGCGGGUGAAGGCACAUGGGAGAGUACUGUUCGUGUACUCUGGGCUCUGAAAGAGAGAAAAAACACGAUUUACGUGGAGCUGGAUUUGGCGACGAGGGAUGAGUGCAAGAAGCUGAUCUGUGGUUCCGGACAAACCUCUGCACGCCUCUCUCUCUCCAAACAACCUCAAUGGAUAUAUAGACUCAGAGGGCUGCACACACGCGCUGUUACACCUAAAGUACCAUCAGAUUUUACAAAGCCGCGAGCUCAUCUAGAGGGGAGAGCCAAAAUCAAGAGGAAGCUCGGAUUCAGAAGCCAAAAUGUUGCGGUUGUCUUUGACAGCUUUAAGUCUCUCCUGGACUUUGUUCAUAUGUAUGAACAGAAGUUGUGCACAAGAAAGACAGGGUUACUUGGUUGCUGCACCCUCUGUGUUUCGUGCCGGCGUUGAAGAGACUGUAAGCAUAACCAUCUUCAAUGCUAAAGCAGAGACACGCGUCCAGUUGCAGCUGUCAGUGAAGGGACAAGCAGUUGCCCACAGCCAUGGCUCAGUGCUCGAGAAAGGAACCAUCAAACUAAAGGUUCCCCCUGGGCUCAGAGGCCAGGCUCAUCUGAAAGUCUGGGGAAACCGUCACCUCACAGAGGGAGGUUACAUUUUCCACAACUUCACCACCGUUACAGUGGAGAGCAAGGGCACAGCUGUCUUCAUACAGACUGACAAACCCGUCUACAAACCCAAACAUAAAGUGCUCAUCAAUGUUUACACCGUCACCCCCGACCUGAGACCUGUGAAUGAUAAGAUUGAGGCAUAUGUUUUGGAUCCAAGAGGGUCCAGGAUGGUCCAGUGGAAAGACCUAAAAUCUGUCUGCUGUGGAGUUGUGAACAUGAGUUUGCCUCUGUCUGACCAGCCUCUGUUUGGAGAGUGGUUUAUUUUUGUUGAGGUGCAGGGCCACACCUAUAACAAGUCGUUUGAAGUGCAGAAAUAUGUGAUGCCCAAGUUUGAAUUGGUGAUUGAUCCUCCAAACUAUAUCCGGGAUCUGAACUCAUGCGAGGAGGCCACUGUCAGAGCAAGGUAUACAUUCGGGAAGCCAGUGACGGGGAAGAUGACAGUCAAUAUGACUGUUAAUGGAGUGGGCUAUUAUCGACAUGAGAUGGGCCAUCCUGUGAUCAAAACCAUGGAGAUCAGAGGCUCAGCAAAUUUCAGCAUCUGUGUCAAGGACAUGAUGCCACUGGACGUGGCUGAUCACUUCAGAGGCACGGUCAGCAUUUGGGUGUCAGUGACCAGCGUCGAUGGAAGCAGGCAAACCACAUUCGACGAUUCCACACCGGUCCAUAAGCAGCUCAUUGAUAUUAAGUACUCCAAGGAUACACGCAAACAGUUCAAACCUGGCCUGCCGUACAAAGGAAAGAUUGAAGUCACUUUUCCUGAUGGAAGUCCAGCUGAUGGCGUGAGAGUGCGUGUUAAGGCAGAGCUGACACCCAAGGACAAUGUCUACACCAGUGAACUGAUCUCAAAGAAUGGGCAUGCCACCUUUGAGAUCCCCUCAAUUCCUAUCGCUGCGCAGUAUGUCUGGCUUGAGACCAAAGUGACUUCUAUUGAUGGCAAGACGGUGGGAGACCAAUACCUGCCCAGCUAUUUGUCCAUCAGUAGUUGGUAUUCGCCAAGCAGGUGUCAUAUUCAAAUCCAGAGCCUCAGCGGUCCACUCAAGGUUGGCCAAGAGGCAGAACUGGCUCUCAAGUCUACAUGUCCCUGUAACUUCACGCUGCACUAUGAAGUGGCAUCCAGGGGAAACAUUGUUUUAUCAGGUCAACAACCAGCAAAUCUGACAGCCUCACACCGAGGGAAAAGAGCCACAGUCACGUUUGACAAGAACAUACACACCACUCGCCUGCCUCCCUCUGUUUCUGGUGUGGCAGGCACUUCCUCCCAGGCCGAGAUGGACAGCUGUGUUUCGUAUCUACGUUUCCCUGUUAGUCACAGCAUGGCGCCGUUCAGCCGCUUACUGGUCUACUACGUGAGAGAAAACGGUGAGGGUGUCACGGACAGCCUGCAAAUCCCUGUCCAGCCUGAAUUUGAAAACCAGGUAUCCAUUUCUGUGUCAACAAAUGAGUCCUUGCCGGGAGACCCAGUGACUCUCCGUGUCCGGGGCGAGAGAGGCUCCUGCGUUUGUGUGGCCGCAGUGGAUAAGAGCCUUUACCUGUUGAAGCCUGACUUCCAGCUGAGUCCUGACAAGGUGUUUAAAGAGCUGGCAGAUUUUGAUGUGUCAGAUGCUUUUGGUGUCCCCAAAGAUGAUGGACACUUCUGGUGGCCUGGACUUGCAUCAAAGCGACGCAGGCGGUCCUCUGUGUUCCCCUGGCACUGGGACAUCACUAAGGAUGCACGCUUUGCAUUCACAGAAACAGGUCUAGUAGUGAUGACAGACAUGGUAAGCUUAAACCACCGGCAGAGUGGAGGCAUGUAUACAGAUGAGGCUGUUCCUGCCUUUCAGCCGCACACCUCCACCCUAGUGGCUGCCAUGCACUCCCGCUCCACAACCAGAACUGAGAAGCGGAGGCGCACAUUUUUCCCGGAGACUUGGGCGUGGCACUGCUUCAAUGUGAGCUCUGAAACCGGGGACGCUGAGCUCCAGCUGGAGGUGCCAGAUUCAAUCACCACAUGGGUGGCAGAGGCCGUAGGGCUGUCUGAAGAGCGAGGACUGGGUUUAGCCGCGAGAGCUGAACUUCGUACUUUCAAACCCUUCUUUGUGGACUUCACGCUGCCCUAUAGCCUCAUCAGAGGGGAGCAGACCAAAGUGCCCCUAACAGUCUACAACUAUCUGCCUACAUGUGCCGAGGUUCAUGUAAAAGUGUCAGUGCCAAAGGGCAUCAAGUUUGUUGGCCAUCCUGGAAAGCACCAUCUCACCAGAAAGAAGUGUGUUUCUCCGGGAGAAGCUACUCCUACAUCCAUUGUUUUGUCUUUUACCGAACUUGGAUCCGUCAACAUCACAGCGCGUGCCAUUGCAUACAGUGAACCAAGCUGCUGUUCAGAUGGAUUUCCGGCAGCAAAAAUGGGGAAUGAUGCUGAAGAAAGAAGAAUCCCUGCUGGACAUGACUUCGUCCGUAGGACUGUCCUUGUGGAGCCAGAAGGCCUGCUCAGAGAAUACACCUACAGUGUCUUCUUCUGCCCUAACGAGAGGAUCCACAUUUCCACUCCUAACAAAUAUGAAUAUCAGUAUGUGAAAAAGCCGGCCAGGAUGAACCAGUUCCAGGUGGCAGUGAAGACCCACAACGAUGCCCAUUUUGCCCUCUCUGCCAGUCCCCACGACAGCGCAGAGAUGCUAGAGAUUGUACUCGGGGGCAGGCAGAACACUCGCUCUUGGAUUUCAGUGGGCAAGAUGGGGGAUCCACUGGUCAGCGCCUCGACGCCAGGCAUCCUGUCGUGGGAUGAGUUCCGCAGCUUCUGGAUCAGCUGGAAGGGCAACACGGUACAGGUGGGCCAUGGCUUACAUCCGUCCAAUGAAUCGGUGAUCCUCCAGUGGGAUGGCCAGUUCCAAGGACAGGUGCGACACAUUGGCUUUUCGACAGGCUGGGGCUCAGUUGGAGAGUUUAAAAUCUGGAGGAAAGAAGACUCUGAUGAUAACCACAAUGAGGCCUUCACACUGGGGGUGCCGCACAACAUGGUGCCAGGAUCUGAGAGGGCCACUGCAUUUAUGAUUGGGGAUGUCAUGGGGCCAACACUAAAUAACCUGGACAAGCUGCUCAGGCUGCCGUUUGGGUGUGGCGAGCAGAACAUGAUUCACUUUGCUCCAAACGUCUUUGUCCUGAAGUACCUGCAGAAGACCAGGCAACUCAGCCCCGAGGUUGAGAAUGAAGCCACUGACUACCUGCUUCAAGGAUAUCAAAGACAGUUGACCUACAAACGACAGGACGGCUCUUACAGUGCCUUUGGUGAAAGGGACUCAUCUGGCAGUAUGUGGUUGACAGCGUUCGUGCUGAAGUCCUUCGCUCAGUCUCGGGGUUUUAUCUUCAUCGACCCCGAGGAGCUCCGGGCAGCCAAGUCCUGGCUCAUCAAACACCAGCGAAAGGAUGGAUCCUUCCCUGCCAUGGGACGCAUUCUCAACAAAGACCUGCAGGGAGGGAUCCACGGGAAGAUUUCACUCACAGCUUACGUAGUGGCAGCUCUGUUGGAAACAGGGAUAACCACAGAGGAAGAGAAGGUGGCGGUGGCCAAAGCCAAGGAUUUCCUGGAGAGCAACACAUACUCUGCCGAUGAUCCUUACACUACCGCCCUGUCUGCAUACGCCUUGGCUCUGCUCCGGAGCCCCUACGCCCCCCUGGCUUUGCGCCGCCUCAACCACAUGGCCAUCACUCAAGAUGGACUCACACACUGGAGCCUGACUGGCAGCACAAUGACUGAUGAAGACACCUUCAUGGGCUUCAGCGAUGGCCUCUCACAAUCAGUUGUGUCUGCUGAGGUGGAGAUGACGGCCUAUGGUCUUCUGACCUACACUUUGCUGGGUGACGUAGCUUCUGCCCUGCCUGUGGUCAAAUGGCUCUCACAGCAAAGGAAUGCAUUGGGAGGCUUCUCCUCGACGCAGGAUACGUGCGUGGCUCUGCACGCUCUGUCCGAGUAUGCCAUCCUGUCAUAUGUCAGUGGAGUAAACCUCACCAUCUCGCUGGCCUCCACCAACCUGGACUUCCAGGAGACCUUUGAGCUCAACAGAGACAACAAAAAACUCCUUCAGAGUGCCAAGAUCCCAAGUAUUCCCACAGGCCUAUUCGUCAGUGCAAAGGGAGAGGGCUGCUGCCUUAUGCAGAUCGAUGUUUCGUACAAUGUACCUGAUCCAGUAUCCAAACCAGCCUUCCAGCUCAAAGUGGUUCUGAAGGAGCCUUUUCAGGAUCGACAUCUGCAGCCCUCCUCAUCUUCAUCACCGUCCCGUCAAGCAAACUCGCGCUCCCGUAGCCGAGCCGACAACCGCUCUGAGCUCAUCCGAAGGCGUCGGGCACCCAUUGACGACGACGAUCCUGCAGCCCAUCAGGAUAAAAUGGACUUCCACAUCACUUUGGAAGUUUGUGCCAGGUGGCUCCAUUCAGGUUCAUCUAACAUGGCCGUUAUUGAAGUUCCUAUGAUUUCUGGUUUCCGAGCGGAUGUUGAAAGUCUUGAGAGGCUCCUGAUGGACAAGAGAGUUGGCCUGAAGCGAUAUGAGGUGAACGGGAGAAAAGUGUUGUUCUACUUUGAUGAGAUUCCCAGUCAGUGUAUGACGUGUGUGGCCUUCCAAGCUGUCAGGGAGUACAUUGUGGGCAAGACUGCGCCUGUUCCAGUCAAGAUCUACGACUACUAUGAACCAGCUUUUGAGGCCACCCGGUUCUACAACGUUAGUGAGAGCAGUCCCCUGGCACGGGAGCUGUGUGAUGGACCUACAUGCAACGAGGUGGAGAGUUCAACCAGCCAGUGGACCGGUUUUGUGCAGGCAAACCAGUGCAACAACGUGUUUGGCUGUCUGGAAGAGGAGCAGUUUGAGCGUUGCACUUGCUACAGGGACUGUGGUUACGAUGGAGAGCCUGUUUGCGGGUCAGAUGGCCAACUGUACCAGAACCAGUGUCAGAUGGAGGUCUUCGCUUGUCGUAAUGGGACACGGAUCAAGCAAGUUCCACUGUCCCAAUGCCCACACAUGGCGACCACAGAAAACACGCAACCAGCAGUCAGCCAGGAAACUGAGCAGCCCUCUGUGCCCGUACACACAGGUGAAGAGGAGCAGGGCUCCAUAGCAGAGGUUUCCUACUAUUCCUAUGAAUAUGACCCGGAUUCUGACCCCUUCCUCGCCGAUGCAGAUGGAGGGGAUCAUUUUGACAUUCCUGAUAGUGGUGGGGACUUAGAGCAGAAGGUGCUCCUACCAGCAGAUACCCAGCUUCCCACACUGGACACAAAGAACACCCCAGAGCGAUGAAAUGCUCACAGAGUUGAAGCCAUACUCUCUUAAAUUGUACAUUAUUUGUGAAUAUGAUAGUGAAUGGAAAGAGAAGAGAAACUUUGGACUUGAUCAGCCUGAGAAGAGGAGUUGGUGUGGUCUGGAGACUGAGUGUGUGAGUUUGUGGAUUACAUGUGGAUGCUUCUACCUGUCUGUGUGCAGCUGAAUGUGACGUUGUGAUUGUCAUUAUGUUAGAAUCGUCCAGACUUUUAUAUUUCUUCCAGUAGACUCUUAGUCAUCAAUAGGCACCAUAGCAUCUUCGUUAUCCACUGUACUGCCUUUGUAAUCAUUAGAGGAAAUAAUCAAGUAUUUAUGUUUGUAAUUACACCUGAGGGUCAACAAAAUAUUUUGUUAUAUUUUCUAUCUGUGGUAUUUAUUUGUAGCUAGAGGUCAUAUCAUUUUUUAAGUCAUCCUCUGCCCAGUUUACUUUUUGACCUGACUGUUCUUUGAGAUGUGCUUAUUAUCUAAGAUAUUUUUUUUUUCCUCUUUCAUAGCAAGCUUUAACCCAGUUAUUGAACUGUUUGACGAAAUUCUUGUACUGGUAUCCUGCUGGAAAAAAAAGACAUGUCAGCCAUAUGCUUUACAGAAACAUAAGCUGAAGUGUUUUUCAUUUUUAAGCUUUUUGUUUGACUGUUUGUCUUCAUUAGACAGUUCAGUGUAGACUAACAGGAAACACAAGGGGAAAGGAAGGAGACUCACACACAACAAAGGGCCUCUGGUCGAGCCGAGCCAAGAAUCUGGUACAGAGGACAUGAGCCUUUCGACAGCCGGUCAUCCUGAGCGCCCCGGCUCAAUUGUUCCUGAAACUUACUCAACCAAGAUACCAACAUGAUCUACUCUCACCGCUCACCUUAACUUCUUUGAGAUUUGAUUGUACAGUUCAUAAGCUAUUUUGUGUUUGUCAAAUUUUGAUUCAUGAAGCAGUCAAGUCAAACUUAAAGAAUGAAGUUAUGAAUUUCUGUAAAUUCACCAAAUUUGAAACUGUAAUCCCAGUACAUAUCAAACAUUGUGAUUUUUAAACAAAAUAAAAAUUUAUAUACAAUCCAGGGUUUGGAAUUUGUUGAGU
This is a messenger RNA of Salarias fasciatus (jewelled blenny), 7339 nucleotides long. It is a transcript of the gene cpamd8, whose product is annotated as C3 and PZP like alpha-2-macroglobulin domain containing 8. NCBI's taxonomy places the organism in Eukaryota, Metazoa, Chordata, Actinopteri, Blenniiformes, Blenniidae. Gene Ontology annotation, cellular component: extracellular region. The coding region runs from base 649 to 6252 and encodes 1867 amino acids. The record is from RefSeq and is a predicted model, not a curated record. Gene Ontology annotation, molecular function: protein binding; endopeptidase inhibitor activity. The transcript is spliced from 44 exons.